CCUUAUGACUUAUCAAUAACCUCCCCACACACACACACACAUGGAUACUUCAAAGAAAUCUCUCUAUAAUUUCUGCCUUGUAUCUCUGCUCUGCGCAGCCGUCUUCUAUAUUUCUAUUUGGUCUCCUUCAAUUACUACUAAUCCUUUGUUUCAUAAUUCCGCCUGUCUCCCUUCGUCAUCAAACUUGACUAAUACAACAGGUCUCGUUAUCGAUGAUCUUGAACUGGCUCUGCAGAAAGCUUCAACCCCCAACCGGACAGUGAUUAUCGCCGUCGUGAAUAAAGCGUAUGUGGAACAAACCCUGGAAACUGACACCACAAUGCUCGAUAUAUUCUUGGAAAGCUUCUGGUUAGGAGAGGGCACCAGACAGUUACUCGAUCAUCUUCUUAUGGUGGCAAUAGAUCAGACGGCGUAUGAUCGCUGCAUGUUUAAACGGUUACACUGUUACAGACUGGUAACAGAUGGCGUAGAUUUUGAGGGAGAGAAGGUCUACAUGUCACAAGACUUUAUCAAGAUGAUGUGGAGAAGAACCCUGUUCCUAUUAGAUGUCCUUAAACGUGGUUACAGCUUCAUCUUCACGGAUACGGAUGUAAUGUGGCUGAGAAACCCUGUUAGGAGACUGAGCAAUAACGAAAGUGAAGACCUGCAAAUGAGUGUUGACAGGUACAAUGGCGACCCACGGUCACAGGACAAUUCUAUUAACACAGGCUUCUACUUUGUCAGAUCCAACAACAAGACAAUCUCUUUAUUUACCCAAUGGUAUGGUAUGAAGAACAAUUCAACAGGGAAGAAAGAGCAGGAUGUGUUACUGGAGCUAAUGAGAAAAGAUGGUUUGUUCAAGAAAUUGGAUCUCCAAGUUAGCUUCUUACCUACACUUUAUUUCAGUGGGUUCUGUGAAAAUAGCAAGGAUAUUCGGUUAGUCACAACAGUUCAUGCUAAUUGUUGCCGCCAUGUGCAUGCCAAACUGCAAGAUUUAAAGGCUGUUCUUCGAGACUGGAAGCGAUUCAAGGAGGUCAAACUUAAGAACCCAACAAUGCUUCAAAAUCGAACCAUGGUGACUCAGUGGUCAGGACACAAGGCUUGUGACAAUUCAUGGAAACCAUUAAGUAAUAAUUUGCGUAUUUAAUUAUGUCAUUUGGAGCAUCACCCAUGACUUUAUUACUGCAAUGUGAGGUCAAAGUGGAUUGAUUAUAUUUAUGAUCUUACUGUAACAUUGUGAAUUAUAAACUGCAUACAUCUGAAACAGUGAGAUUAUUUAUUUAUUUAUAUACAAUUCAACUGGCCUGGCUAA
Molecule: messenger RNA, 1291 nt
Organism: Mangifera indica (mango)
Lineage: Eukaryota; Viridiplantae; Streptophyta; Magnoliopsida; Sapindales; Anacardiaceae
Exons: 3
Coding region: 41-1126 (361 amino acids)
Source: RefSeq, a predicted model, not a curated record